AUGGUAGACUUAAAGAUGGAAGACCGACCUGACAGAAUUUGGAAUUUAAAUGAAACCUCAUUCUGCCUGGACCCAUCCAAAACCAAAAAUGUUGGAGAAAUUGGUGUAGCAGCUACACGUACCACACAUAGUUCUGGAAGAGAGAACACCUCUGUUUUGAUGGCAUGCAAUAGUAUUGGACAAAAAGGUCCUCCUUUAGUUAUAUUUAAGGGAAAAAGUGUUUGGGAUAAGUGGAUUGGAGAUAAUUCAAGUUUUACAGGAACCACAUAUGCAGCCACAAACAAUGGUUGGAUGGAAAAGGAAGUAUUUUUAAAUUAUUUUGAAAAAUCUUUCCUAAAAACAACAAGUCCUUCUCCAGAAAACCCCAUACUUUUCAUUUAUGAUGGGCAUUCGUCCCACGUAGAUUUAACCCGUCAGAAGUCGCGUAUGAGCGCGGCGCUCAUUCCGUGA
Molecule: messenger RNA, 450 nt
Organism: Metopolophium dirhodum (rose-grain aphid)
Lineage: Eukaryota; Metazoa; Arthropoda; Insecta; Hemiptera; Aphididae
Exons: 1
Coding region: 1-450 (149 amino acids)
Molecular function (GO): nucleic acid binding
Source: RefSeq, a predicted model, not a curated record